UUGGGUCAGACCUAGGUUGAGCCAUGCCUCUGCUGACUACUGGUUUCGUGAGCUUUGGACUUCAGGUGUGAAGGGGAGGAAACGCCAAGAGGCCAACCUUUCCUUGCCUUUGGGAAAGUCUUCCCAGACAAGAAGUAGCUGUGAAGAGCAGAAAGGAUGAAGUGGCUCUUCUCUCCGACCUUGAUGUGGAUGGUAGUGGUGGUGACCUCUUGGGUCAUCAUAGCCACAGCAGCUGACCCCUCGGUAGCAGGAAGCUGCUCUGAAUGUCACGGCAAUGCCACCUGCUCGGAGCUCGGGGCUGCCACUACAUGCUCCUGCCGAGAGGGCUUCACUGGCGACGGCCUCGCAUGCGUGGACCUCGACGAGUGCGCAUUUCCUGCGCUGCACAACUGCGCUGCCCCCAGCAGCUGCGUGAACACACCAGGCUCCUACACGUGCCUCUGCCCCGAAGGCUUCCGCCUGAACCCCGAGCUUCGCUGCACCGACGUGGACGAGUGUGCGGCGCCGGAGCUCAGUCGCUGCCACGCCCUGGCCACCUGUGUCAACAGCGAGGGUAGCUACUCGUGUGUGUGCCCCGAGGGCUACCUGGGGGACGGGCGGCACUGUCAGUGCUCCCCGGGCUCCUGCGGGCCUGGGCUGGACUGCCUACCCGCGGGCGACGCACUCGUGUGCGCGGACCCGUGCCAGGUGCACCGCAUCCUGGACCAUUACUGGCGCAGCACCGAGUACGGCGCGGGCUAUGCCUGCGACUCCGACCUGGGCGGCUGGUACCGCUUCGUGGGCCAGGGCGGAGUGCGCCUGGCCGAGACCUGCGUGCCCGUCCUGCGCUGCAACACCGCCGCGCCCAUGUGGCUCAACGGCACGCACCCGUCGAGCGACGAGGGCAUCGUGAGCCGCACGGCCUGUGCGCACUGGAGGGGCCACUGCUGCCUGUGGGACUCGCCCGUCCAGGUGAAGGCCUGUGCCGGCGGAUACUACGUCUACAACCUGACGGCGCCCCCCGAGUGCCAUCUGGCUUACUGCACAGACCCCAGCUCCGUGGAGGGGACCUGUGAGGAGUGCAGUGUAGAGGAGGACUGCAAAUCGGAUAAUGGCAGAUGGCACUGCCAGUGCAAGGAGGACUUCAACAUCACCGAUCUCUCCCUCCUGGAGCGCAGGCUGGAAUGUGGGGUUAAUGACAUUAAGCUGUCCCUGGGCAAGUGCCAGCUGAAGAGCCUGGGCUUUGAGAAGGUCUUCAUGUAUCUGCGUGACAGCCAGUGCUCGGGCUUCCCUGAGAGGGGUGACCGGGACUGGAUGUCUGUGGUGACCCCAGUCAAGGAUGGCCCCUGUGGGACGGUGAUGACGAGGAAUGAAACCCAUGCCACGUACAGCAACACUCUCUACCUGGCAGAUGAAAUCAUCAUCCGUGACCUCAACAUCAACAUCAACUUUGCGUGCUCCUAUCCCCUGGACAUGAAAGUCAGCCUGAAGACCGCCCUGCAGCCCAUGGUCAGUGCCCUAAACAUCAGCAUGGGUGGGACCGGCACGUUCACCGUGUGGAUGGCGCUCUUCCAGAGCCCUGCCUACACACAGCCCUACCAGGGCUCCUCCGUGACCCUGUCCACCGAAGCCUUUCUCUACGUGGGCACCAUGCUGGUUGGGGGUGACUUGUCCCGGUUUGCACUGCUGAUGACCAACUGCUAUGCCACUCCCAGCAGCAAUGCCACGGACCCCUUGAAGUACUUCAUCAUCCAGGACAGAUGUCCACGCACUGAGGACUCAACCAUCCAAGUGGAGGAGAAUGGGGAGUCCUCUCAGGGCCGGUUUUCUGUGCAGAUGUUCCGUUUUGCUGGAAACUAUGACCUGGUCUACCUGCACUGUGAAGUGUAUCUCUGUGACACCAUGAAUGAAAAGUGCAAACCUACUUGCUCCAAGACCAGAUUCCGCAGUGGGGGCAUCAUAGACCAAACCCACGUCCUGAACUUGGGUCCCAUCUCACGAAAAGGGGGCCAGGCCACAAUCUCGAAGGCUUCUCCCAGUGACUUGGGGCUCCUGAAGGUCUGGCUGCCUCUGCUUCUGUCGGCCACGUUGACCCUGAUGUCUCAGUGAUCAGUGGCCGGAAACCCUGUGCUCUGUGGCUACCAUCUCACUUCCUACUGCCUGGCGAGGCGAUGCAGGCUAGCCUUCAAGCCACAGAGAAGGGGGCCCACACUUCAGUCACAUGCUCCUAUUUUCUCCCCUUUAAUCCUUGAUCCCAAAAAACAACCUGUGUCUUUAAAUGCUGCCUUCUCUCGAAAUGGGACUUGUGAUGUGUCUGCACAUGAGGCCCCUAGCUCCUUAAGAGUGUUGCAAAAUAAUAAUUUUUAAAAACUCAGUCU
This is a messenger RNA of Hippopotamus amphibius kiboko, 2357 nucleotides long. RefSeq names its product uromodulin (gene UMOD). Gene Ontology annotation, biological process: neutrophil migration. The transcript is spliced from 11 exons. Gene Ontology annotation, molecular function: calcium ion binding. Gene Ontology annotation, cellular component: apical plasma membrane; cell surface. The coding region runs from base 157 to 2088 and encodes 643 amino acids. The record is from RefSeq and is a predicted model, not a curated record. Lineage: Eukaryota; Metazoa; Chordata; Mammalia; Artiodactyla; Hippopotamidae.